AUGGGUGGCCAACUCACAAAAGAACAAGCUCGUUUGCCUUUCGGAUAUGUUCCCAAGUCAAUACAUCAUCAGCGACAAUGCAUAUCAGGCUUAAAUCCAUCAACGUUACGGUCUAACGUACAUCCAUCUCCAGAUAAUCCUGAAACGCUCUUUAAUGACAUUGGUGACUUUAAUGGUACUUCUCACACCAUGUCUAGUCGUCCUAUCUCAAUAACGCCCGUUGGUGAAACCGCGUCGUUUAUUACCGUAACAACAGAUACUAUUUCACCUGAAGUUAUGAUGGAUGUAGAUAAACCAGAAGACGAUAAUUCUUGUUGUCAAGGGUUGAUGAAUGGAAUGAUACCGAGUGAAUUUAAUAUAAAUGCUGAUUUGUGUCCAAUAGUAUUCAGCGAAUUACAAAACUUUAAAAAUAUUGGACUUUGUCGGCGCGGUCUUGUUAAAUUAAGUCCUAAUAUUUGCUUCUUAUAUGUGACAACAUGUCUACAAAUAUGCUGUAACGAAUUGACUGAAAUACCUGCAGAAAUCGGCUAUAUGAAAAAUUUGACAACACUUGACGUCUCUAAAAAUCGAUUGGAAUUUAUUCCGGAUACGAUUGGAUUUUUGUACAAGUUGCAGGAAUUAAAGUUAUCAAAUAAUCAAUUAACCUGGAUACCGUCUUCCAUUGGUUCUCUCAAGAAGCUCGGCACUCUUUUGCUUGAUGAUAAUAAAAUUACAGAACUACCACCAGAAAUUGGCCAAAUAAAGACUCUAGUCCAUUUGGAUGUUAGAGAUAACCCACUCACAGUUUUACCUGCUGAACUCGGACGGCUUCAACAACUUCGGAAAUUGCGAACUGAUGGAUGUCCUCUAAAAACAGAAUUUGUACAUCAGCUUACGCAUUCUCCGCCGACACUAAUGGAACUGGCUGCACGUACUAUUGUUCGACUUCAAGUUCCAAUAUUAGAAGAUACAACUGAACAUAUCAAAGAUUAUCUUGCUAGUGCUAAAAAAUGUAGUUUUUGUGGUGGUCCUUAUUUUGAAAAUUAUACAAAACGUGGUAAAAUCAUUGAUAAAAACGAACAACAUAUUCCUCUCGAAUAUCGUUUAUGCUAUCCUCACUGGAAUACUGAACAAGAGCGCGUUAGUCUAUUAUUUUGCGCAUUACCUGAUACAGCACCUAGUCCUGAACCAUACAAACGUCGUCUUAAUAUGACUGACAAAUCAUGUGAUGGAAACUCUGUAGUGAGUGUCUCAUCUAGUACACAGGAAAAAGUUCAACGACCUUCCGUAAGGCGUUCCAUGACUAUUCCUUUGAGUUCCCUUACUAGAUCACCUUCUUUACCUAGUUUGCCAAGAUCAGCGUCUCCACGACCUACCGAUGACCGGCUGCAAGAUGAAGUUGGUAUAAAAAAGAGUAAUAGUUCCCGUGGUCGUAAUGGGGGUGUAUCAUUGUGGCGUUCAAAAAAGAAUAGUGCCUCAUCUACUAUUCUUGGAAAAUCUACACGCGAUAAUUUACGCUCAAGUUCUCGAUGGCGUUCAUAG
This is a messenger RNA of Cetraspora pellucida, 1521 nucleotides long. The record is from the annotation of a GenBank genome assembly. NCBI's taxonomy places the organism in Eukaryota, Fungi, Glomeromycota, Glomeromycetes, Diversisporales, Gigasporaceae.